Molecule: messenger RNA, 1452 nt
Organism: Echinops telfairi (small Madagascar hedgehog)
Lineage: Eukaryota; Metazoa; Chordata; Mammalia; Afrosoricida; Tenrecidae
Gene: NHLRC1
Product: NHL repeat containing E3 ubiquitin protein ligase 1
Exons: 1
Coding region: 1-1185 (394 amino acids)
Biological process (GO): proteasome-mediated ubiquitin-dependent protein catabolic process; protein polyubiquitination; negative regulation of translation
Molecular function (GO): protein binding; translation repressor activity; ubiquitin protein ligase activity
Source: RefSeq, a predicted model, not a curated record
AUGGGUGCGGACGCCCGCGGGAGCCGGCCGGCGCUGCGGGAGCUGGUGCGCGAGGCCGAGAGCAGCUUGCUCGAGUGCAAGGUGUGCUUCGAGAGGUUCGGCCACGGCCACCAGCGGCGCCCGCGCAACCUGCCCUGCGGCCACGUGGUCUGCCUGGCCUGCGUGGCCGCCCUGGCGCACCCGCGGACGCUGGCCCUCGAGUGUCCCUUCUGCCGGCGAGCCUGCCGGGGCUGCGACACCAGCGACUGCCUGCCUGUGCUGCACCUCCUGGAGCUCCUGGGCCCCGCGCUUCGCCAGGCGCCGGCCGCCGCCCGCGCCGUGCCCUGCGCCCCCGGGCCCCUCACCUGCCGCCAGGCCUUCGGCGGCUGGGGGACGCUGGUCAACCCCACCGGGCUGGCGCUGUGCCCCAAGACAGGCCGGGUCGCGGUGGUGCACGACGGCCAGAAGCGGGUCCAGGUCUUUGACUCCGGGGGAGGCUGUGCCUCUCAGUUUGGAGAGAGAGGAGAAGCUGCCCAGAACAUUAGGUACCCGCUCGGCGUUACGGUCACCAGCGACUGCCACGUGGUCGUCAGCGACGCCGGCGACCGCUCCAUCAAAGUGUUUGAUUUUGAGGGCCAGCUCAAGCUUGUCGUUGGGGGCCGGUUCGCCCUACCUUGGGGCGUGGCUGCCACGCCCCAAAACGAGCUCCUGGUGACGGACGCUGAGGCAGGGUCCCUGCACCUCCUGGAAGUCGAUUUCCCCGAAGGAAUCCUCCGGAGAGCGGAUAGGAUGUGCGCGGAUCUGUGCAGUCCCCGAGGGGUGGCUGUGUCUUGGCUCACCAGGGCCAUUGCGGUCCUGGAGCACCCCCUGGCUUCCGGGGGGACCCGCGGGGGCAGCAGCAGGGUGAAAGUGUUUAGCGCCACCAUGCAGUUCAUCAGCCAAGUGGAUUCCUUUGGGCUGAGCCUCUUCUUUCCUUCCCACAUAACCGCCUCCGCUGUGACCUUCGACCACCAGGGGAAUGUAAUUGUCACCGACACCACUAGUCAAGCUGUGCUAUGCUUAGGAAAACCUGAGGACUUCCCAGGACUGAAGCCCCUCAUCACUCAAGGAGUCUCCCAACCCGUGGGCCUGGCCUACACCAAAGAGAAUGCUCUGCUUGUGCUGGACGCCGCAGUGCACUCGGUAAAAGUCUUUAAGGCCGACUGAGGACAAAGGGGGCGAGGGUUAUCCGAAGGCUAGGUACUGCCACUAAGGAAUGGUCUUGUCUUGGAUGAGGCACUUCAUCUCAUCUCUCCAAAAGGGAACAUUGUAACUGCCUAGCAAAUUUAUAGAGGUUGUGGCAAGUAUUAAUUAAACAAUAAUUAAAUCUGCCCUAUUUUGACUGUGUACCCCCGGGAGGUCUAGCGGAUUGCUCAUUGGACUGCUAAGCACAAGGUGAGCAGUUCGAAACCACCAGCUGCUCUUCUGGAGAAG